Messenger RNA from Zea mays, 1229 nucleotides. Its product is annotated as shikimate kinase. The record is from RefSeq and is marked validated. Lineage: Eukaryota; Viridiplantae; Streptophyta; Magnoliopsida; Poales; Poaceae. Gene Ontology annotation, molecular function: shikimate kinase activity. Gene Ontology annotation, cellular component: cytosol; chloroplast.
CACCGGCUACCACCUGCCGCCUGCGCCCUGCCCUCCCUCUGUUUUUCUAGACCCCCGGAUCGCUCAGAGAUUGAGUCGUAGUCGUACCCGACUAGUCGCCGCGUCCUCCUUUCCCCGCGCAGCAGCAGAGCACCACCCGGUGACCGAGCAAUGGAGGCGGGGGGCGUGGGCCUGGCGCUGCAGACGCGGGCGGCGGCCUUCGGCUCCGGCCAGCGCCGGGGCGGCCUACAGUCGCCCAUCGGGAGGCUGAGAGUCGCUGAACCGGCGGGAGCUGCGGUUGCCGUGCGGGUUCGCGGGUCCAAGCCCGUCGUACCGCUCCGUGCGAAGAAAUCAUCCGGAGGUCAUGAAAACUUGCAUAACUCCGUUGACGAAGCUCUCCUGUUGAAGAGAAAAUCAGAAGAAGUUCUGUUCUACUUAAACGGGAGGUGUAUUUACUUAGUGGGAAUGAUGGGUUCUGGAAAAAGUACUGUGGGGAAGAUCAUGUCUGAAGUCUUGGGUUAUUCGUUCUUUGAUAGUGACAAAUUAGUGGAGCAAGCUGUUGGAAUGCCUUCAGUUGCUCAAAUAUUCAAAGUUCACAGUGAAGCCUUCUUUCGGGAUAAUGAGAGUAGCGUCUUGAGGGAUCUGUCCUCCAUGCGACGAUUAGUUGUUGCCACCGGAGGUGGUGCUGUCAUCCGACCAGUUAACUGGAAAUAUAUGAAGAAGGGCCUAUCCGUUUGGUUAGAUGUGCCCUUGGAUGCUCUUGCUAGGCGCAUUGCUAAAGUGGGAACCGCUUCUCGUCCUCUUCUGGACCAACCGUCCGGUGAUCCAUACACAAUGGCCUUUUCUAAGCUCAGCAUGCUUGCAGAGCAAAGGGGUGAUGCUUAUGCAAAUGCGGAUGUAAGGGUUUCUCUGGAAGAGAUUGCAUCUAAACAAGGUCAUGGCGAUGUCUCUAAGCUGAUGCCGACUGAUAUCGCAAUUGAGUCACUUCAUAAGAUCGAGAGUUUCGUCAUCGAGCACGCUGCUGAUAAUCCAGCUAGCGACUCGCAAGCUGAGUCACAGAUCCAAAGGAUACAGACCUUGUAAUAUCUUAAUCCUUCUGUUUUGUACCGAAGCGUACCCCCUAGAGCAUCGUUGGUUUAUUUGUUCGUUGAAGUGUCACGAGGGAGAGAAAAAAAACCCUGAAGUAUUUCUUCUUGUAAGUUGUAAAGGAAUGGAAUAAAGGAGCUAAUAAUCCGAAGUGUACCGUUGGC